Messenger RNA from Necator americanus (New World hookworm), 2226 nucleotides. RefSeq lists its product as uncharacterized. The transcript has 3 exons. Bases 1 to 2226 code for a protein of 741 amino acids. The record is from RefSeq and is a predicted model, not a curated record. NCBI's taxonomy places the organism in Eukaryota, Metazoa, Nematoda, Chromadorea, Rhabditida, Ancylostomatidae. Gene Ontology annotation, cellular component: nucleus. Gene Ontology annotation, molecular function: catalytic activity. Gene Ontology annotation, biological process: chromatin remodeling.
AUGGAGACUGUCUCAGACUGUGUACUUACAACGCGAGAACAGUGUCCACAGACGCUGCAUGCCCUUCUCGGAGCUGCAGAGCGUAUCAACUUUCACGUGAUUGCUCUGCAGGAGACCAAGUGUAGAAGGAGCGACCUACGAUUGAUGAAUGACGGUACACUCGUCUUUCGUGGAGAGAAGGUUCCGUCGCGAAAUGUAGGCGGUGUUGGUUCUGUUGUGCACCCAUCUGUCGUUGAUCUUGUCGAUUCUCACGAAAUCCUGUCACCUCGUCAGGCCAUUCUUCGCCACCGCCCUCGGCGCCAAAAAUCUAUCAGUAUCAUCAACUGCUACUCAGCAAUAUCAGCAGCUGAUGGUUCAGAAAUGGACGCGUUUUACGAGGAGCUGGAGGGAGUAAUCCGCAACGAGAAGCGCUUCUACAGAUUCGUUGUCGGAGACUUCAACGCAAAACUAGGAAAUGCCACAGAAGAGGAAUACAGGAUUGGAAGAUUUGGACCAGGGGACCGGAAUGAAAAUGGCAAUCGUCUCGCUAGCCUGUUGUCCGCCGCUCGCCUCUUUCAUGGGAACUCUCUUUUCAUGAGAAAAGAUCAUCGUCGGUGGACAUGGGAAUCGCCCAAUGGCGCGACUCUGGUUCUGAUCACCGUCUUCUUCGAGCGAAAAUACGACUCAGCCACACGAUGGAAAAGAACAUCUGCUAUCGGCAACGAAGGAGAAAAGAAGUCGUUUACGACGAUUGCUUACUCGAAAACUCCUUGUCCCAAGGUGACUGGCCUCGAGGCCGCGCACGACAAACUUGGAUCGAAUUUCGAAGACCACCAAGAAAUUGUUGGAAAGAAGAAGGGCUCUGAGGGGAUCUCCGCGAAUAUUCCGCUAGCAGCCUUGCUAAGCGAAGACGGGACUCGCACAUCUUCUCGUCGUGAAAUGGAAAUCAUUACGGAGAGGUUCUACUCGGACCUUUUCCGUUCAUCAACUCCUGUGUCAAGUCCAAUCAUCCACACUGCUGAACCUCCACCACGGAUUCUCACUUCGGAAGUACGAGUCGCUAUCAAGAGCAUGAAACCUGGCACAGCCCCCAGACCUGAUUUUAUAUCAGCAGACUUUCUUCGGGCUGGUGGCCAUCCAAUUCAUGUAAUCUUAGCAGCGCACAUGACAUCCUACCUUCAGAAAGAAGCGAUCCCAGACCAGUGGAAGACCUCGCGAACCGUUCUUAUCCAUAAGAAAGGUGACCAAGAGGACCUUCGCAACUACCGUCCGAUAAGCUUGCUGAGCGUGUUAUAUAAAGUAUCCAGCAAGAUCAUCUUCACACGCAUAUCUAGGACGCUGGAUGAAGCCCAGCCUCAAGAACAAGCUGGAUUCCGCCAGGGGUUCAGCUGCUUGGACCACAUCCAGACCGUGUCGAGGGUCAUAGAGGUUUGCCGGGAAUACCGCCUGCGCCCUGUUCUAACCUUCAUCGGCUAUGAGAAAGCCUUCAACAGCGUAAAAACGAAUGCAACACUGUCAGCGCUGGUCGAUCAAGGUGUGGACGCUUCGUAUGUGAGGACAUUCACCAAUUGCUACAAUCGGUGCACUACGAAGAUACAACUUUUCCACCGCUUCCUCACCAUACUCAUUGGAAAGGGGGGUACGGCAAGGCGAUACUAUAUCGCCGAAGCUGUUCGCGGCUGCAUUGCAAUGGAUAAUGAAAUCACAAAUGAAAUAUGGGAAGAAAGGGGCAUACGUGUUGAUGGAAGAUUUCUCUCGAAGCUUCGUUUCGCGGACGACAUCGUUCUCUUUUCGAGCAGUACCAAUGAAGCAGAAACAAUGCUCAACGAAUUGAACGAAGCAGGUAGGAGAAUAGGACUGCGAAUAAACAGGAAGAAGACACAGUUCAUGAAGAACGCGUACUGCGAUGAUGGAGGAGUACAACUUGAAGGCUCCCAAAUCGUGGAAACUUCGUCAUACGUGUACCUCGGACGUUCUAUGAACAUGGAAAACGACUUGAAGGAAGAACCGAAUAGAAGAAUGAGAGCAGCAUGGGCAGCAUUCGCAGCCGUCAGGGAAGCUACGGACCAACUGACGGACCAAGAUCUUCGUGCCCAUCUGUUCGACUCGACAGUUCUUCCAGCGCUCUGUUACGCAGCGGAGAUGUGGGCAGACACCGCUGCCACGUCUAGGAAGCUACUUACUACCCACAGAACCCUUGAGAGAUAUCUUCUGAAGUUUAACCAGCGCACACAACACCUAACCUAG